Hemicordylus capensis (graceful crag lizard) is the source of this 2727-nucleotide messenger RNA. RefSeq names its product cholesterol 7-desaturase nvd-like. Lineage: Eukaryota; Metazoa; Chordata; Lepidosauria; Squamata; Cordylidae. Gene Ontology annotation, cellular component: chloroplast. Gene Ontology annotation, molecular function: chlorophyllide a oxygenase activity; 2 iron, 2 sulfur cluster binding. Gene Ontology annotation, biological process: cholesterol metabolic process; chlorophyll biosynthetic process. The coding region runs from base 240 to 1532 and encodes 430 amino acids. The transcript has 7 exons. The record is from RefSeq and is a predicted model, not a curated record.
CCUCCUCCCUCCGCGCCACGAGGAGUGGCAGGCGGCGCUCCUCCAGCAGGGCCUCCUCAGCGCCGCUGGGGGCUGGCCGGGAAGGCGGGCUGGCGAGGACCGGGGAAGGCAUCGAGCGGGCAGCCCGGCGGGGUCCGGCCCGGUCUCCGCCCCCGGUGGCGGGCAGGCGCGCGCGGCUAUAAGAGCAGCAGCCGCCGCCGCCGCCGCCCGCGGGCCUCGGAGCAGGAGGCAGCAUCGCCAUGAAGCUGGGGCCGGCGGCGCUGCUGCUGCUGCUGCUGGGGGGGGCCUCGCUGGCCGCCCGCUGGCCGCCGGGGCUGCUGCUGCCGCUCUCGGCCGUCGGGGCCGCCGCGGCGGUGCUGGCGUUGGCGCUGGUGCUGCGGCGGCCGCUGCGCCUCUUCCGAGCCCCGGAGGCUGCGGGCUACCUGCCCGAGUCCGGCUGGAGCCGCGCGCAGAGCGCCGAGCGGGUGCGCAAGAGCCGGCGUCUGGGCGCGCUGCCGCCCGUCUACCCCAACGGCUGGUUCCGCCUCCUGGACUCGGCCCAGCUGCGUCGCGGGGAGGUGCGCAACGUGGCCGCGCUGGGCGAGCAGUUUGCGGUGUUCCGAGAUCGGGACGGGAAGGUCCACGUGGUCGACGCUUACUGCCCACACCUUGGGGCCAACCUGGCAGUCGGGGGCCGCGUGGUGGGCAACUGUAUCGAAUGUCCUUUCCAUGGCUGGCAGUUCCGCGGCACGGACGGCAAGUGCACCAGAAUCCCGUAUUCUGAAAAAGUGCCCGAGUUUGCAAAAAUCAAGGUCUGGCCGUCCUGUGAAGUGGGAGGCAUGAUUGUUGUCUGGUACCACUGCGAUGGUGUCGACCCCACGUGGCAAGUUCCGGAGCAGCAGGAGGUGGUGUCCUGCGAGUGGGUCUUCCGGGGCAUCACGGAGCACUUUGUCAGUGCGCACAUUGAGGAGAUUCCAGAGAAUGCCGCAGACACGGCCCAUCUCUCCUUCCUCCACGGCCCGACCUUCCUGAGCGGCAUGGACCUGCGAUACACCAACUCCAAGUUCUGGGAGUUCUUCAAGCACCACUGGCAGGCCGAAUGGCAGCCGGAGCCAGAACCGGACACCCACUGUUCCCACCUGCGUGUGAAGCACAGCACCACUUUGUUUGGCAAGCACUUUCCCCUGCUGGACCUGGCCAUUUCAGCCAGGCAGGUGGGCCCUGGGCUGGUUUUCUUACUCUUUGAACAUCCUUUCCUGGGCCGCGGAGUCAUGUACCACACAGUCACGCCUGUGGAGCCUCUCCUGCAACACGUGGUCCACCAGAUAUAUUAUCAGCGGAACAUCCCGGCCUUCUUCCCCAAGUUCAUCUUGUGGGCAGAGAGCAUCCAGUUCGAACGGGACGUUAUGAUCUGGAACAACAAGCAGUAUGUCUCCAAGCCCCUGCUGGUGAAAGAGGACGGCGCCAUCCAGAGACACCGGCGUUGGUACUCCCAGUUCUACAGCGAGAACAGUGUCAAGUUUGGGAGCCAACAGAAGACACUGGACUGGUGAUGGGAACCGGCUCCCUGUGAAAUGCCCACUUGCACUCUGCUUUUCCUGCAGCCUAGGUCAGGUGGAUUGAAGAGGGGAGGGUCUCUGGGGAACCUGUGUGUGUCUGGGGCGAUUCUGUGUUGGGAGAGUCACUUGGGAGCAAGAGCGGUUGUUGGCCAUUGAGAACCAAUGUGGGACUCGGAUGUUCUGGGUUUUAAUUCUAGGACUGGAGCCGGUGCAUUGGCCGCCUCCUCCAUCCUUUGGUCAGUGCUGUGAACAUCUGCUCUGUUUUAAAGGGCCUUGCUGCCUCCCCCAGCCACUUCCUGCAGCAUCUGGGAUGGGUGGGUCGGUUGAUGGGUGAGGGAAGGCCUCCUGGGUAAGGCACCUGUGGCGAGGGUGAGCAAGACCAGGCCCCUGGAAGGUCGGGCCAGCUUGCUCUGAUCGGUGGUCCCAGGGCUGGCAACCUCCUCCUCAUGGAGGUGAGCCUGGAACAGCCUGCCUUGGCAUGGUCCAAGUCCCACUGUCCUGCUGUUGACUCCCCUUUGGGCAGCCUUGUGCUUAGGCGUGGGUGCGCUGUUUGGAGACUUGCUCCAUUUUGGUAGCUGUAGACCUACCUCUAAACUCAGGACAAGCUGGGUGUGGCGAGGCCUCCGCCCCGAGAAAGGCAAAUGGUUUGCUUUGCAGUGGGUUGACCAGUGUACGUGUCAGCCCUGCUGCGAAGAGAACACUCCCUAACUUGUACGCUGACCCAGAACUGGGCGAUCCGGGGAAAGGUCUCAAGGCAGAAAGCAAUCCCUCCGCCGUGCAGAUGGUUCCUCCUUCUCCGGUUCUUGGUCACCGUUGCCUUAAAACCAGCUUCCCUGUCCGACAGGUGGGUGGGAGAAGUCGGACCCGCUUGGACAUGUUGUGUGGCACAGCACCCCCGCAACCCUGGUGCCACUUUGCCUGACUGUAGCUUCAAGCUGUGGCACAUGUGAAGGACUCCCUGUGCUGCCCGUGGAGGAGGCUGCUCCGUGCUGCUGGCGGGCUACCGCUCAGCCCUAGUGGAGAUGGCCAGAUUGGCCCCAGAGCCUUCAGGACAAGGACAGCCAUCUGGCUGCCCCACACGCCUGCUGAAAGUGGCUCCGACACCUCGCCUUGCUUUGGACACUCAAACUCGUAUCUUUGUGUUUUUCUCUCUCACGGCUCUAGCAAUAAAUAAUCUCAAGUUUUUGAA